This is a messenger RNA of Micromonas commoda, 897 nucleotides long. RefSeq lists its product with no specific name. Bases 1 to 897 code for a protein of 298 amino acids. The record is from RefSeq and is a predicted model, not a curated record. The transcript has a single exon. NCBI's taxonomy places the organism in Eukaryota, Viridiplantae, Chlorophyta, Mamiellophyceae, Mamiellales, Mamiellaceae.
AUGGCGCUGAACCGUGGCAAGGUCAAGAACUUCGUGCUGGGGACCAGGAAGAUAUACAAGGGCUGGGCGCACGGCUACCUGGGAGCGGUGAGAUCCGUUCGCCGCGAGAUGGUUCGCACCGUCGCGGCCGGGGUCAAGUCGACCCUCGGCCCGUCCGCGGUGUACGCGUGCUCCAUGCAGGUGGCGACGAGCGCGAUGGGUCUGCCGAGCCUGGUGUCCGUCGGCGCCGCGAACGUCGCGACGCCGGUCAUAGUCUCGAAGCUCGGGGGUCGACUGCGGAGACUCUCCGCGCAUCAAGUCGCGGCUCGAGCCGUGCCAAUCGCCGCGCACUACCUCAUCGAGUGGGACCUGUACGAUAAGAUCAAGAGACGGAUGGACGGGAGCGAGGGUGCGAUCGCGUCGUUGCACCCGUGGGUCCCCACCGCGCACGGGCGCGUGACCAACGCGGUGCACGGCGCCGUCUCCGGCGGAGUGUGCGCCUUCGGCGCCACCGCGCUCACCGCCGUCGCGCUGUCCCCGUAUUACGGCCGGAGGCUCAUCUCCCGCGCGGUGAGGUGCGCGGACGUGCCCACCGCCGCCAGGCUCGGAACCGCGGCGCUGCGCGUGACGCGCAUACGCCUCGCGGAUUCGCUUCAGCAGGGCGUGGUCUGGUUCGCUACGUACGAGGCGAUGCGAGCGGCGACGGCAAAGUUGGAGGGAUCAGCGGGAGAAGAGGAGGGAUCGGUGGGAGUUCCGGCGAGGAUGUCGAGGACGGCGAGGGGGGUGCUGUCCCCGGCGAGGCUGCACACGGCGUACGGGGUGCACCUGCGAACGUCGAGGGAGAGGCGGGCCCUGUCGAUGGCUCGAAGGCAGCCGGCGCGGCCGCACCAGCGACGCGCCCUCGCAGCCGCGUGCUGA